Messenger RNA from Tetrahymena thermophila SB210, 1800 nucleotides. Its product is annotated as transmembrane protein, putative. NCBI's taxonomy places the organism in Eukaryota, Ciliophora, Oligohymenophorea, Hymenostomatida, Tetrahymenidae. The transcript has 15 exons. The record is from RefSeq and is a predicted model, not a curated record.
AUGAAAAUUAAAUAUUUUAUAUUACUAAUCUGUAAUAUCACUCUAUGCUAUGCUGCGUUACCUAUCAAUGUUGUCAGCUAUGGUUUUAAAUUACUGUAAGUUUAAAAUUUUGUUAGAUUUUAAAAAGAUAAUCAUGUUAAUUUGAAUAACUUAAAGGAAGAUCAAAGCAUUAUUUACCUUGACUCUGAUUAAAAUCAAUGGGUAUAUAGUAGAUUAAAUUAAAACGGUGAUAUUAUUCUUUCAAUUAAGCUCAAAGGUUUUAUGGGAAAAUCUAGUUUAAAUGACGAAUAUAUGAUUGAACCAGAUAAAUCUAAUCACCGCUAUCUCUAUAUAUUUAGUUAUUUUUAAGGGCAAUAUCAAUAAAUAGAUUACGAAUUAUUAUUAUAAACUCAAAAUAAUUAAGAAUUCGAUUGUAAGAAUGAUAUUAAAUCAUAUGGAGAUAGAAAUACAAGAUACUUAAAAAGAGAUUCAUUAUAUCUGAAAGGAGGCAAUUUAAAAAUAAGCUAAAUAAGUAAAAUGUUCUCUCCUGAAGAUUAACUAACUCAAUAAGUUAUUAGGUUUUAGAAAACUCCAUAUUACUUCUAUUAUUAAGAGUCUACUAGUCAAAUAAAUUAUUUUUUUUGGAAAGGCAGCAAGUAUCAAAUAAAUACUUAUACAAGAUAUCUGGUUGUUGAUUAUGAAAAUGAUAUAGUUUUAACUGAUGCCAGAAUAUUAGGAAAAUUUAGUUUUGAAAAGGAUGUUAUUGAAUUUAAAUAAUAAAUAUAGUUAAAAAAUGGUUUAGAUAAAAUAGCCCUCACUGAAAUAUAUACAGUUAAUCAGGUUAAAUUGAUUGGAAUUAAUGAUGAUUCUCUAAAAUUUUAUGAUCUAAACACUUUUCAAUAAGUUAGCUUAAGUAGUAAUAGUGAUCAAAUUGGAUAAAUUGAUUAUUUUAAUGAAUUAUUUUUACAUAAAAAUUUAAUUUUUGUCAAAACUGAUGUGUAUAAAAUGAGUUAUGACCAAGCAAGCAACGAAGUUAUCUUAAAAAAAUUAAAAUCUCUUAAUAAAAAAUUAAAUCUGACAUAAAAAACAGCAGAUGAUGCAAUAUGGGCAACACCAUUUACAUAAGGAUAAACAAAAAUGUUGUAAGUUGAUGGCUAAAAUCAAAUAAUUUCUAUGGAAAGAAUCAUAUGUUAGGAUGGAUAAUUUUUGACACCAAAUUCAGAUUGCCUAUAAUGUAAAACAGAUGAAGUAUUUCAGAUUGAUAAAUGUGUCAGCUGUCCUCAAGGUUCAAAAAAAUUAAAUAUAACUGAUAAUAUUUGUAUUCCUUGUGAUUAGCCCACUGCCUAAAAAUCUUGUGAAUGCCAAAAUUACAAUUACUAAAAUUCUUCUCAAAAAUGCAUCCAAUGCUAGUCUGGUUAAUAAUUUAAUAAGACUAAAGACUCUUGCGAUUAAAUAUGUGAUGAUGGAAGUUUUUUUAAUGGCUCAACUUGCUAAAAAUGUACAAAAAAUUGUAUUAAGUGUUCGAAUGAUAAAACUUGUGAUUAAUGUGAUGAAACAAAUGGAUAUUUUUUAGAUGCUAAUAAAUAAAAUUGCUUUAAGUGUGAUCAGAAUCUUAAUUAAAUUUUAAAUAAUCAGAAAAAUGGAUGUGAUUGUUAAAAAGGUUAUUUUUUAGACACUGAUUCUUAAUGCAAAAAGUGUAAAAAAGGGUGUGAUGAUUGUGAUAAAAACAAAUGUAAUUAAUGUGUUGCUGGAUAUUAUAAAAUCAUUUCUGCUUUAUUAUAGCUUAACCUUGACCCUCUUUCUAAAAUGAUCAAACAAUGA